This is a messenger RNA of Mizuhopecten yessoensis (Yesso scallop), 7834 nucleotides long. RefSeq lists its product as uncharacterized. Bases 176 to 7834 code for a protein of 2552 amino acids. The record is from RefSeq and is a predicted model, not a curated record. NCBI's taxonomy places the organism in Eukaryota, Metazoa, Mollusca, Bivalvia, Pectinida, Pectinidae. The transcript has 9 exons. Gene Ontology annotation, molecular function: protein binding.
GAUUGUAAACGUAUUUAGACAAGAAAAAGGAAGCGAUGGGAAUUCUGCUAAUACACUGAUCAAUAUGCAGGUCAAAGAACCAGGUUAAAGAACACGAUACGACCAGCCGAUUGCACAAGCUGUACAAUCCAACUUGACAUGCCGUGAUGUAAGCUUUCCUUAAGCCUUUGCGGCUAUGGAGGACCUCCAGACAUACCGGGCCAGGAUCGGUCUGUUCCGACACCGCCUUGCCAGUAAACGAAACGUACCCCCACACAAACGGGCGUCAUGUAGAAAACGUGAGCAGAAACGGAGGCAAGACCGGACCAAACUGAAAAAAAUUCGCGUGGGAUCUGCCACAAAACUGAAUCCGGUCGCAAGCUCAGGAAAGAUGACCUUGGGUAUUACACGUCGUUUUGCCAUAAUCGUUAUAGCCAUUCUCCUCAUGGCAGGUCUUACUUCCGGCCAUAUGGACACUGGUCAAUUCUUUACGGAAAAUGAGUUACAUACUAAUUUCCCAGAAAGUCAUGUGAUUGGCAAAUGUUUUACCCUGACACUCCAGCAAAACUACGUCAUCCCUUCGUCCAUGUGUGAUUGUCUCCUUGGUAACGCCGGUGUACAUGCGUACAAUGGAAACCCUCGGACACCUGUCAGCAAUGAUGACACAGUCAUUGAUAUGGAAGUGCACGCAUUCACACCGUCUGAGGGUCAGCCGCUACAACCCUUCCUGGAAGUAGGCGGUGAUGAGAGGUCAACAAUAAACCAGUCACAACGAGCUGAUCAAAUACAAAAAAUGGAAAUAGACAUACGAAAGCAACACGCAGAUAUGAUAAAGAAAAUACACGGAUAUAUUUCACCAAUGUUAUCGGAAACUUGGGAUCUGUUUCGAAAUGGUCUGACUCCACAUCUUACGAGACGCGAAACACACGGUUCAGAUGUGACUUUUGUAGGCCAUAUCUGUGAGAGCCUUCUUCGUAAGGAUAUCAUCAAGCACGGAGAGUACAGUGUCCUCUUAGAAGUUGUCGACUCCACAGACGUGCGUGCCGGCGAUAUAGUCAGAAGAGCUACAACAGCCAUUAAAGACAUCAAGCUGAAGAUAUCCGCUCUAAAGUCCGAAGCUAGAUCAGAUCAUAACACACGCUUGGCACAAGCAGAGGAAGACAUGUUUUCUGAACUGCAUGAGUCUACAAGACCAACUAGAUCAGAGCAUAACACACGCUUUGCAAAAGAAGAGGAAGACAUGUUUUCUGAACUGCAUGAGUCUACAAGACCAAAAGAAAGAACCAUAGAUGUUGACAAACGGGGGAAAAUGAUCGAUCAAACCGAAAACUGGAUAAAGUGGAAACGGAAGCAAACUACAUUCAUAAAGACAAACGCCUUUAGCGUUGCAAUCGAUAUCUUGAAAAAAACUAACUUGAUUCUCAUAAAAGGGAACUGUGGUGAUGGUAAAAGCGUUCUGGCUAUGGAGAUAAUGGCUUGGCUAAUGGGUGAUCGUGAAGAACAGUGCGAAGCUCAACAUGAUACAGUUAAUCCGAGAAAGAAACCCCUUCUGCUUAAGGAGCUGAAGAGCUGGGACGAAAUAGUAUCAUGUCAUGCGAAUUUAGCAAUUUUCAUUGAUGAUAUUUUCGGGUAUAGCUCUAUAUACAACGAAGAUUUAGCAUGGUGGAAGAAAAUUUCCCCCUUUAUUGUACCGGUUGUGGAAGGACAUAUAGUUACCGAUGCAAAUUGCAUGAUCUUAACUGUCAGAAACGAUGUAUAUGCGGAACACGAAUCUCUAUUUUGUCAUGAAGAUGUAUUAAGUAACGGACAGUGUGUCGUUGAUUUGAGUCGUUCUCAAAGUUUACAAACAGAAGAAAAGAAAAACAUUUUGAGAUUGUAUUUGCCGAAAAGUGUAGAAUUAUCGACAGACGAUGAAACGAAAAUCCUGCAAUCCGAUUUGCCAUUUGGUUUUCCGGAGUGUUGUAGAAUAUUUCAAUCGCUUGAAGACAUGCAUGACCAUCCAAGAGAAUAUUUUAUAAAACCGUUGGUUUACAUCAAACACGCCAUACGGGACAGAUUUAGUAAAAGAAAACAAUCGGCACUACUGUUCCUUCUAUUAGCUACAGGAAAGGUUACCGAGAGUCAGUUAGACCCCGAAAGUUCCAACGCACAAGAAGAUGAACUUGUAAAAUUGGCGUUUAAAAUAUAUGUUUCAGGUCACCCUAUCCAAAGUUUAGGAACAAAACCUGAAGUUCAAACAAAACUUGAUAUAAAAGAAGGUUUGAAAGCAAUGAUAGGGUCUUUAGUGAAGUUAGAAUCUAACACUUUUACAUUUUACCAUGACGUUGUGGAAGAUGCUGUGGCUAUCCUCUACGGAGAAACCACACCCCGUGGAUUCCUUCGAAAUGUCAACAUAACUCAUUUGCGUUAUAUAGUAACAUUACAGGGUAAUGAAAAUGCAAUUUAUAUUGGCGAUGAAUACAUUGAGUGUUUGUAUAAUCGUAUUUUGGAUGAAUUGAAGACCAGAGAAACAAAACAAUAUGACAUUUUAAUCACACUGCGACUAUGGGAUGAUGAAAACUUUGUACGGAAUUUCAUUGCUUGGGUUGGAAAACAAGAAAGUGUACCAAAUGACUUCUACUUUCAAUGGACGACGAAGGAAUGCGCGCCUACAAUUAAGAAGGGUUUUCCAGCUCCCAAUGAGAAUAAUGUAAACAACUACUACAGUUUCUUUGUAUUCGUUGCAAAGUCAAACAAGGGUUUUUUAUUACAGAAAUUCAUAGAACAAGGCAAAUCAAAUGCAAUUCAAAUGAAGCUUGCAUUGGAUCAAGCAUGUGUAUCAGGAAGUGAAAAAUGUGCAUUAAAACUUCUGGAAAACGGAAUUACUCCUGAUAGCAACACAUGGAUCAGUGUUGUAAAAGAGGGGUCACUUGUCUUGUUGAAUAAACUGAUAACUUUUGGCAUAUAUGCUAAUGCAACAACAGACGACAAAACCUUCAAUGUUGAGAAUGUCAAUAUGUUACAACUAGCGUGUCUUUAUGAAAAAGAACAAAUCGUCUUGCGUCUAGCACAGACUUUCCCAAUUUUGAGAAAACACAGGGAUAAGGAUAAUAACUCAAUGUUCCAUCACAUUGCGAUGACAAACAAUUGUGAUAUGUUUAAGAAAAUUACGACAGCACUAUUUUUCGAAUCACCCGAUUUGAUGUCCCUUUUACGAAGGGAUGACAGAGUAACAGUGUUACACGUGGCAUGCAAAAACCAACAUCCAUCAUUCAAUGGGAACAGGAGGGAAAUGUGCAUGCAAAUUUACAAAACAUGUCCGACGUUGAUAUCACAACGGGACAAUCGGGGUAUGCAUUGCCUCCACGAUGCAGCAUGCUCCGGUGAGGUUGAUUGUUUUAUGUAUUUAGACAAUCUUGUAAAUGAAGGUAAAAGUGAAACAGAAAGACAACAUUACAUUGAAACAUUACUUACUAGUGCAGGCGAGACUGUACUUCACAAAGCAAGUGUCAAUGGACAGAAAACUAUGUGUUCACAUCUAUUGGAGACCUGUCCCUCAUUGAUAUCACAACGGGACAAUUAUGGUAACCAUUGCCUCCACAAAGCAGCAUAUUCCGGUGAUGUUGAUUGUUUUAUGUAUUUAGACAAUCUUGUAAAUGAAGGUAAAAGUGAAACAGUUAGACUACAUUACAUUGAAACAUUACUUACUAGUAAGGGCGAGACUGUAUUUCACCGAGCAAGUGCCAAUGGAAAGAAAACUAUGUGUUCACAUCUACUGGAGACCUGUCCCUCAUUGAUAUCACAACGGGACAAUUAUGGUAACCAUUGCCUCCACAACGCAGCAUCUUCCGGUGAUGUUGAUUGUUUUAUGUAUUUAGACAAUCUUGUAAAUGAAGGUAAAAGUGAAACAGAUAGACUACAUUACAUUGAAACAUUACUUACUAGUAAGGGCGAGACUGUAUUUCACCGAGCAAGUGCCAAUGGAAAGAAAACUAUGUGUUCACAUCUACUGGAGACCUGUCCCUCAUUGAUAUCACAACGGGACAAUUAUGGUAACCAUUGCCUCCACAACGCAGCAUCUUCCGGUGAUGUUGAUUGUUUUAUGUAUUUAGACAAUCUUGUAAAUGAAGGUAAAAGUGAAACAGAAAGACUACAUUACAUUGAAACAUUACUUACUAGUGCAGGCGAGACUGUACUUCACCUAGCAAGUCAAAAUGGACAGAAAACUAUGUGUUCACAUCUAUUGGAAACCUAUCCGUCAUUGAUAUCACAACGGGACAAUUAUGGUAACCAUUGCCUCCACAAAGCAGCAUUUUCCGGUGGUGUUGAUUGUUUUAUGUAUUUAGACAAUCUUGUAAAUGAAGGUAAAAGUGAAACAGUAAGACUACAUUACAUUGAAACAUUACUUACUAGUGCAGGCGAGACUGUACUUCACCUAGCAAGUCAAAAUGGACAGAAAACUAUGUGUUCACAUCUAUUGGAAACCUAUCCGUCAUUGAUAUCACAACGGGACAAUUAUGGUAACCAUUGCCUCCACAAAGCAGCAUUUUCCGGUGGUGUUGAUUGUUUUAUGUAUUUAGACAAUCUUGUAAAUGAAGGUAAAAGUGAAACAGUAAGACUACAUUACAUUGAAACAUUACUUACUAGUGCAGGCGAGACUGUACUUCACCUAGCAAGUCAAAAUGGACAGAAAACUAUGUGUUCACAUCUAUUGGAAACCUAUCCGUCAUUGAUAUCACAACGGGACAAUUAUGGUAACCAUUGCCUCCACAAAGCAGCAUUUUCCGGUGGUGUUGAUUGUUUUAUGUAUUUAGACAAUCUUGUAAAUGAAGGUAAAAGUGAAACAGAAAGACUACAUUACAUUGAAACAUUACUUACUAGUGCAGGCGAGACUGUACUUCACCUAGCAAGUCAAAAUGGACAGAAAACUAUGUGUUCACAUCUAUUGGAAACCUAUCCGUCAUUGAUAUCACAACGGGACAAUUAUGGUAACCAUUGCCUCCACAAAGCAGCAUUUUCCGGUGGUGUUGAUUGUUUUAUGUAUUUAGACAAUCUUGUAAAUGAAGGUAAAAGUGAAACAGAAAGACUACAUUACAUUGAAACAUUACUUACUAGUGCAGGCGAGACUGUACUUCACCUAGCAAGUCAAAAUGGACAGAAAACUAUGUGUUCACAUCUAUUGGAAACCUAUCCGUCAUUGAUAUCACAACGGGACAAUUAUGGUAACCAUUGCCUCCACAAAGCAGCAUUUUCCGGUGGUGUUGAUUGUUUUAUGUAUUUAGACAAUCUUGUAAAUGAAGGUAAAAGUGAAACAGAAAGACUACAUUACAUUGAAACAUUACUUACUAGUGCAGGCGAGACUGUACUUCACCUAGCAAGUCAAAAUGGACAGAAAACUAUGUGUUCACAUCUAUUGGAAACCUAUCCGUCAUUGAUAUCACAACGGGACAAUUAUGGUAACCAUUGCCUCCACAAAGCAGCAUUUUCCGGUGGUGUUGAUUGUUUUAUGUAUUUAGACAAUCUUGUAAAUGAAGGUAAAAGUGAAACAGAAAGACUACAUUACAUUGAAACAUUACUUACUAGUGCAGGCGAGACUGUACUUCACCUAGCAAGUCAAAAUGGACAGAAAACUAUGUGUUCACAUCUAUUGGAAACCUAUCCGUCAUUGAUAUCACAACGGGACAAUUAUGGUAACCAUUGCCUCCACAAAGCAGCAUUUUCCGGUGGUGUUGAUUGUUUUAUGUAUUUAGACAAUCUUGUAAAUGAAGGUAAAAGUGAAACAGAAAGACUACAUUACAUUGAAACAUUACUUACUAGUGCAGGCGAGACUGUACUUCACCUAGCAAGUCAAAAUGGACAGAAAACUAUGUGUUCACAUCUAUUGGAAACCUAUCCGUCAUUGAUAUCACAACGGGACAAUUAUGGUAACCAUUGCCUCCACAAAGCAGCAUUUUCCGGUGGUGUUGAUUGUUUUAUGUAUUUAGACAAUCUUGUAAAUGAAGGUAAAAGUGAAACAGAAAGACUACAUUACAUUGAAACAUUACUUACUAGUGCAGGCGAGACUGUACUUCACCUAGCAAGUCAAAAUGGACAGAAAACUAUGUGUUCACAUCUAUUGGAAACCUAUCCGUCAUUGAUAUCACAACGGGACAAUUAUGGUAACCAUUGCCUCCACAAAGCAGCAUUUUCCGGUGGUGUUGAUUGUUUUAUGUAUUUAGACAAUCUUGUAAAUGAAGGUAAAAGUGAAACAGAAAGACUACAUUACAUUGAAACAUUACUUACUAGUGCAGGCGAGACUGUACUUCACCUAGCAAGUCAAAAUGGACAGAAAACUAUGUGUUCACAUCUAUUGGAAACCUAUCCGUCAUUGAUAUCACAACGGGACAAUUAUGGUAACCAUUGCCUCCACAAAGCAGCAUUUUCCGGUGGUGUUGAUUGUUUUAUGUAUUUAGACAAUCUUGUAAAUGAAGGUAAAAGUGAAACAGAAAGACUACAUUACAUUGAAACAUUACUUACUAGUGCAGGCGAGACUGUACUUCACCUAGCAAGUCAAAAUGGACAGAAAACUAUGUGUUCACAUCUAUUGGAAACCUAUCCGUCAUUGAUAUCACAACGGGACAAUUAUGGUAACCAUUGCCUCCACAAAGCAGCAUUUUCCGGUGGUGUUGAUUGUUUUAUGUAUUUAGACAAUCUUGUAAAUGAAGGUAAAAGUGAAACAGAAAGACUACAUUACAUUGAAACAUUACUUACUAGUGCAGGCGAGACUGUACUUCACCUAGCAAGUCAAAAUGGACAGAAAACUAUGUGUUCACAUCUAUUGGAAACCUAUCCGUCAUUGAUAUCACAACGGGACAAUUAUGGUAACCAUUGCCUCCACAAAGCAGCAUUUUCCGGUGGUGUUGAUUGUUUUAUGUAUUUAGACAAUCUUGUAAAUGAAGGUAAAAGUGAAACAGAAAGACUACAUUACAUUGAAACAUUACUUACUAGUGCAGGCGAGACUGUACUUCACCUAGCAAGUCAAAAUGGACAGAAAACUAUGUGUUCACAUCUAUUGGAAACCUAUCCGUCAUUGAUAUCACAACGGGACAAUUAUGGUAACCAUUGCCUCCACAAAGCAGCAUUUUCCGGUGGUGUUGAUUGUUUUAUGUAUUUAGACAAUCUUGUAAAUGAAGGUAAAAGUGAAACAGAAAGACUACAUUACAUUGAAACAUUACUUACUAGUGCAGGCGAGACUGUACUUCACCUAGCAAGUCAAAAUGGACAGAAAACUAUGUGUUCACAUCUAUUGGAAACCUAUCCGUCAUUGAUAUCACAACGGGACAAUUAUGGUAACCAUUGCCUCCACAAAGCAGCAUUUUCCGGUGGUGUUGAUUGUUUUAUGUAUUUAGACAAUCUUGUAAAUGAAGGUAAAAGUGAAACAGAAAGACUACAUUACAUUGAAACAUUACUUACUAGUAAGGGCGAGACUGUACUUCACCGAGCAAGUCUCAAUGGACAGAAAACUAUGUGUACACGUCUAUUGGAAACCUGUCCCUCAUUGAUAUCACAACGGGACAAUUAUGGUAACCAUUGCCUCCACAUAGCAGCAUUUUCCGGUGGUGUUGAUUGUUUUAUGUAUUUAGAAAAUCUUGUAAAUAAAGGUAAAAGUGAAACAGAAAGACGACAUUAUAUGGAAACAUUACGUAAUCAUUUUGGCCAGACUGUACUUCACCGAGCAAGACUUAAUGGACAGAAAACUAUGUGUUCACAUCUAACUAGUAAGGGCGAGACUGUACUUCACCGAGCAAGUCUCAAUGGACAGAAAACUAUGGGUACACGUCUAUUGGAAACCUAUCCCUCAUUAAUAUCACAACGGGACAAUUUUGGUAACCAUUGA